Oncorhynchus gorbuscha (pink salmon) is the source of this 2911-nucleotide messenger RNA. RefSeq names its product chordin-like protein 2. The transcript is spliced from 11 exons. The record is from RefSeq and is a predicted model, not a curated record. Gene Ontology annotation, molecular function: protein binding. Lineage: Eukaryota; Metazoa; Chordata; Actinopteri; Salmoniformes; Salmonidae. Bases 104 to 1456 code for a protein of 450 amino acids.
AAGAAUAAAUUCGUGAUUUUAUGGGGAGUUUCACACUGUCCUGGGGUUUGCUGUCGCAGUUGCUGCUAUUUCAUUUCAUAUUGACAAGGAUUUAUCCCCCAACAUGAAGCAUAUAUUCUUAUUAAUUAGCAUCUGUUUGUUCGUUGGUUGUGCUUCGGAUGUUAUAAGAGCAAGAAAAGUGUCCGCAGUGUUCUGUUCUUUCAAGGAGAAAACAUACAGUCCUGGAGACAGCUGGCAUCCUUAUCUGGAACCCUUUGGUUUCAUGUUUUGUAUGCGGUGUUCCUGCACUGAGACAGGCCAUGUGAAAUGUAACACAAUUAAGUGUCCUACUCUGCGGUGUGACAACCCAGUGACUGACUCUCAGCAGUGCUGCCCUCGCUGUACAGAUGAGCCUAGGAUCCCAGCAGGCUUGAGAGCCCCAGUGAAGUCCUGCAGGUAUAAUGGAACUUUCUACCAACCAGGGGAGACCUUUGCCAACCAUGACCUCUUCCCAUCUCGACAAACCAACCAGUGUGUCAUGUGCACAUGUUCAAAUGGAAAUAUUUUCUGUGCUCUGAAAACUUGCCAGCCGCUGACCUGCUCCUCACCAGUCUCAUUCCCAGAUACCUGCUGUCCGGUGUGCAAAGAUGGUGGCAUUAAUGGGUACUCAUCAGUGGAGGAUGUAGGCCAACAGCUGAACCGAGGCGUUAGGCAUUCAGUGGACCAGUGUGCUGGAGAGCAGUUCCGAGGGCGGUCUGUCCGCUCUACUCCAUCCACUGUCAGGGGUACUCCCAGAGGCCUGAGCCUGCCCAAGCUCCACUUCAAAGGUGCUGCAGAGACCACUGUGAAUUUCCUGCUGCAGAAAAAGCACCAGAAGGCAUGUCAGUACAGCGGCAACACCUACUCUCAUGGUGAUGUGUGGCACCCGGUCCUGGGGAAGGUCCUGGAGUGCAUUUUGUGCACCUGUAAGGAUGGCAUACAGGACUGCAAACGCCUCUCAUGUCCCAGCCAGUAUCCAUGCCAACAUCCCGUUAAAACCGUGGGGAAAUGCUGCAAGAUUUGUCCAGAACAUAAUGCUGAGAGCAACAGGACUGACUGUUACAUGAAUCUUGGACAUGACAAUAACAACCUCUUGGUGUACAAAGUUAAGCCAUCGUCAAAGGUUCACACAGAGGACACAGUUAGGAUAAUUGCUAUUGAAAGACAAGGGACUGCUGAAGUUGAAGUGCAAGUAUGGAAGACAGUAGGAGAAGUUUUACAAUUAAUGGAAACUGGGGAAGUUCUGAAGAAAGAUCUUCUAGAUAAUCCAGAUAACUACACUUUACUGGCGACAUUGGAUGAAGAGACCUGGAAAAGAUUCAAGGAUGAAGAAGACAACCAGAAGGAAUUUCCCAAGACCAGGACCUGUGAGGAUGGUAUCAGGGAGGUAGUGAAGUUCUUGUACCCAGACCAGCUAGAAAGCCUGUGCUCUUCUUAACUCUCAUCCCCUGACUUUGACAUCAAUGGAAAAUGCACAGCAUUCAUAUGCAUUUCAUUAAACAUGAAACAUAGCACUGCUUAUUGGUUAUAGAAUAACAAGCUUUUGUUUAUUUUUUAAAUGUCAUCAUAACUCAUUGCAAUGUGAUGUUCCAUAUUCUCAGUAACAAUUAGUCAGCAGAAUUGUCAACAUUGUUGGUAGCAUUUGGUAGUAGAAGGAACCAAAAUGGAAAAAAUACUUUAAAUGAAUUACAGUUGUAUCUCAUUUUUGUUUUCUGGCAUACUGGAAUACAGUAAAAACAGUAUUAUCUAAAAAAUACAGGUGUACAUGUAUAUAAUAGAAAAAUACACUGGGCAAAUUAGACAGCCAUCUGGCAAUAACACCUUUAUAGAGUAGACCAUAUUUACAAUCACUUUACUGUUCUGCUAAAUACUGCUGUUUGAAAUUGUAUGCCUUUUCAGAAUGUACCGAGAAAUAUUCAUUAACAUAUUUAUUGUAAAUACAAAUAUGCUAACAGAUGUCAUUUUGAGGCAGAGCGUACAACAUUGGUUUGUUUGACAUGUUUGUUUGUACAUUCUGUAGACAUUUGAGUGUGUACUGGAAGGUCCUUGCCUGAGACGCCAUGGCUUCAGUUCAUUGGGCUGUACAGCCCUACCAAGCAAAAAGGCAGUAACUGCUCAUUUGGUUGAAAAUGAGUUAAUGUCAUUUUUCUACAUGAAAUACAUGCUUAAACAUGUGGACAAGUAUCCUGCCUCAAUUGUAUUGUGUUUUAGAGAAAAUGGGGGUCAUGUUAGCAGUUACUGCAUAAAGUUACUGUGAAACCAAGGUAAAUAAAAAACAUUUUUUCUCAGUUCCACACUAUGAGCAGUUACUGCCUUUUUGCUUGUAGGGCAGUGUACAUAUAAGGCUUUCCUCAGAAAAUGUGGGUUUGAUAUCUGGGCAUCGGUAUUUCCCUGCAACAGCAGUUGUAUCUAUUCUUUCAUAAGAGUGGCUACAUUGGUUUGCUGGAUCUACUUUCUAUUAUGUUCUCUGAGGUGUUUAUCAUUAUGUUUGGCCAGUUUUCUACAGACUAAGUUUCCAUAGGAUUAUGUGUGAUUUCAGUACUUGAUGCAUCUUUCUUCCCUUUGCACAGUGGCAAGGCAUUCUUGCACGUGAUUGACAAGGCUAAAAGUUGGAGCCAACCAAAAAUAUGAUAUAGUUGAGCUCUACCUGAGGCAAGAAUUCCUGCACAAAUCAGGCUGUUGUUAUUCCUUGGACUACCCUCCAGUGAACCCAGUCGGACCAGGGGAAUUUCUCCUUUAUGAAUUGUGCCUGUAAUUUGGAUUUGUGCUCCAGUGCUAUAGUUUGUUUUCUCAAGGGUUGUAAUGGCCUAACAGGAUGAGCACAACAAUAGAGCUCUGUUAAUUUGAUAUAAAUGUAGGUCAUGAGUUGGAAGGACACCAACAUUUUCCAAUA